AUGAGUCGGUACUUGACGCCAGCGAAAGUAACCCUGCUGGUUGUGGCUCUACUCUACGCCGAAGACGUAGUCCCUACAAGUGAGGCAAAAGUGGUUCUAUCUUUCCUUGCUAGUCAAACCAUUCCGGGGAACAAAACAUACAAUGAAACAGAGACAAAUACCGAGUACGAACAUGCACUGCCGAUAUCAGUCUUUGAAUCAACACUUUCUUCGCAUCCCUCCGCGAGGCCGGGACGGUCAUUGUACGACCUUCUCUUGAAGCGACUCUGGACCAUCGAUUGUUUCCACGUCUUUGAGGCAUUCAUCACCAAUCUUCCCUGUCUACUUACCAAGACCAGGGAACAGAUCCUUCGAGAGCGAGAGACGGGAGAAGACUCAGGUGAACUUCAUGGCCGCAUUCUCCGAACUUCUCCGUUGGGUGCUUUCGUUCGUCGUUGCUAUCUGGAAUAUACCAGACUACAGUUCCAAGACAGCAUCGCUCUAUGGCAGGAUUUCCUUUCAUACAGGUUUCCCACUUGGCAAGCCUACGAAAAAAAGAACGGAUUCGAUGGAAGGGGCGCGCUCGAUGCCAACCUAGCCAGCCUUCGCAUCGAUACGUCACAUCCCCUGGCACAACUGAUGUACGGCAGCCUCAUCGAAGAUGAGCGAAACACGCACGGCGCUUUCAGCCUGUACGAUGUCGAGAAGCUGAUGGAGUUUCAAGUCUCGGAACUCCAAAGACUGGGAGGCAGGUUGCCAGACAGUAUGAAGUCGAGACUGCGGCAAAUGACCAAAGCAGGUACCGUCAUUCCCAAACUCGGUCACUAUCUGAAGUUCCUUGAUUCCUGGCGAGCCGGAGAUUAUUUCUCGGCAUUCGACAACUUGCACAGAUAUUUCGACUAUGCCAUGCAGAGCCGAGAGCGGGCUUUCUACCAAUACGCUCUGCUCAACCUUGCAAUUCUGCAGGCCGAUUUUGGCUGUUAUGCCGAAGCACUACCAGCCAUGCAAGAAGCAAUCGCAACGGCGCGUGAGAAUCGGGACGUGACCUGCUUGAACUUCUGCAUGAGCUGGAUCUAUCACUUUGGCAGGUCGUUCCCGAGCGAGGUGAAUGCUAAGGGAGGCAAUGGAAUCCUGGGAAAUGAGGUUGAAGGACUGGUGUUCUUGAAAUCAAGAGCGAAGGAUGCGGAAAUGUGGAGCCUACUCAGCACAACGCUGCUGAGCGAGGCGAAACUCGGUCUGCAGUAUGGCGACAGCCUUGCCGUUGUCUUCGAGAACAUCGCAAAGGCUUCCCAUCUGAACACGAUCCGGUCAACGCAGAGCAUCACAGGGCCAACUCUGCUGAUGAAAAGCGCAACAUAUAGCAGGGUUGGCAUUACUCACGUGGCCGGGUUGUGCGGACAGGCCUUUCUGCAGUGUCAUGUCAAGGAUGCACCGAUCGAAGACAUCCUCAAGUGCAAUUGCAGGACCGCUGGUCUACUGGUCCAACGAGGCCGGUAUCGUGACGCGGACGAGGUCCUCAAUAGCAUUCCCGACCACGUGCUGCGGGUGACAAAGUUCCAGAACUAUCUCGACUUCUACUCCGGCCUGCUGAAGAGCCGCAGGUUGUUGCACCGGGACGACCUCCAAGCUGCGGAACAUCUACUCGAUCGACUGAGAGGUCAGGGCCUGCCGGAUGCGGAAAUCGGCUUCUCCUUGUCUCUCUUGGAAAUCGAGCUUUCGAUGCGGUUGGGAAAUUACAACACUGCGCUCAAAAAUGUCGAGGCAUUGGCGCGCCGAGCGUACAACGAAAUCAGCGACAUCGCCGUGCAGACCCGGCUGCUGAACUUGAAAGCCAGGAUCCUAGCCGAUUGCGGACAUCCACUGAAAGGGUUCUCCCUCCUCAUCAAAGCAGCGCAAAUCGCACACCGUGGCAGGAUCUUGCCUUCGCUGUGGGAAUCGAUAGUCCUCCUCGCCGCACUUCUGAACGAGGCGAGAGAGUUCGCAGCCGCGGCAGAUAUGCUUGAUGCUAUCAUGCCACCGGUAUUGAAGUAUCAAGAUUGUGCUCUUACUGCUCGAGCAUAUUCGACUCUGGCCGAUACGUUCAUGGGCCUAGCUGGGUUGGAAGAGAAUAAACCCACAAAACAGAAAGAGUUCAUAAACAAGGCCAUGGAGAACAACGAGCACGCCUACAUGCAGUUCAGAUACCUCGAGGAUCUGAAAGGUCAGUUGGAAAUGCUCAAGAAGAAAGCCACAGUGCUGCACUGGAGGGGUGAUUUGGUGCUCGGAAACGAUACUGCAACGCAGUACCUUGAGUUGCAGCGGCAACAUGAGGCCGAGCGAGUGUAG
Capronia coronata CBS 617.96 is the source of this 2304-nucleotide messenger RNA. RefSeq lists its product as uncharacterized. Bases 1 to 2304 code for a protein of 767 amino acids. The transcript has a single exon. The record is from RefSeq and is a predicted model, not a curated record. Gene Ontology annotation, biological process: positive regulation of mitotic metaphase/anaphase transition; protein K11-linked ubiquitination; anaphase-promoting complex-dependent catabolic process. Gene Ontology annotation, cellular component: anaphase-promoting complex. NCBI's taxonomy places the organism in Eukaryota, Fungi, Ascomycota, Eurotiomycetes, Chaetothyriales, Herpotrichiellaceae.